Lepidothrix coronata (blue-crowned manakin) is the source of this 7592-nucleotide messenger RNA. It is a transcript of the gene ZMYM3, whose product is annotated as zinc finger MYM-type containing 3. The coding region runs from base 2872 to 7173 and encodes 1433 amino acids. NCBI's taxonomy places the organism in Eukaryota, Metazoa, Chordata, Aves, Passeriformes, Pipridae. Gene Ontology annotation, molecular function: zinc ion binding. The record is from RefSeq and is a predicted model, not a curated record. The transcript is spliced from 24 exons.
CCUUGGAGCUCUGCUGCAGCAGGUUGAAAACAAACAGAAGGAAAAUACUUUUAAAAACUAAAUGUUAAGCUGCAGAAAAUAGAGCCACUGGAAUUUCUGGAGUAUAAGUUGGUUCAAAGUGGGAUUAGGCAGACUCACAGAGGAUUUGCCCAGUACAGACUCUUAACAGUGACAUUGUCAGUGCAACUCAAGCCGAGUGGUUCUUCAGCAGCUGAGUCCUGCCUGAUCAGAGGAUAAGCUGAAGAGGAACAUCCUUUUAGUUAUGUUUCUUAUACUCUCUCCUCAGGUGUCCAUUCUUGGUGUGAAUAGGAACAGGAUACUCGAGUACGUGGUCCUUUCAUUGGACUGAGUGCAGUAGUCCUUAGCUUUGCACGUCCCAAGAGGAGGUUUUGGGUCCUUCACCAGAACGUGUGAGCUGUUCUGCUGGGAGGAUUCUGAUGAAAGGGGACAGCACCUCGAACACACGGGCGAGCUCAGGGCUUCCAACCAGAGUGUGCAAGUGAGUGGUCUUAGAGCAGAGUCUGGGAUCUGCAGAAAGGUCUGCCUGUCCCAGCCACAUACCAAUAGUUUGGAAUUGCCUUAAUCUGCAGAAUACUUGUUCUCUUUAAGAUUUUUGUUGGUCAGUGAUGUCGCCAUUAAUGUCAGAGUUUUGUCUUUUCAUUGUAAUGCCCAGAGCUUGAAAGCAGUGUUAAUGUGUGCACUGCUGAAAGCAGAUGCCUUUGGUCUACUUGUAGAACACAAAUUGCAUGGCACGUUCACAGAUUAAUUGUUGCUUGCAUUAUCCUCUGGAAGGGAAUACCCAAAUGGAUUUGUUUCCAGGAUCUGUUUCUACCAAGCAAAGCCUAGGCCAGCUGAAUGUGGCAAAUACUGUAGGAAGUCAGCUUAGUGGUUCAUUGCAGACUCAUACCAAGUGUCUGAGGUGAUUUUGAGGAAUAUGUUAGCCUUAUUAGGUAUACCUAUAAAUAAACUUUCCUUAUUCGUCUGGGUGGCUUGUCAUGUUUUUGCUUAUUGUUGUAGGGUCUACUGUCUGUCUGGGGGACAUCUUUGAGCAGGAGGCAUUGUUUGUAUUCUGAGCAGCAGAAAAAAAUGUGUUUAUCAUCUUGGGAGGGUUCUCAUUUGCUUCAAAUCCCUAGGACCCUUCUUUCAUAUGUCUUUGUUUCUAUUUCACUUUGUUCUUCUUUCUGUCAGCCACCCUAAAACACGUAUUAGAUCUUGUAAUGCUCUGGAAUUAUUCUAGAAGUUUUGUCUCCUCUUGUAACUAAAAGUAAACAGAAUCACCAAAGUCUUUAGUGAUGAAACUUGCUGGGCAUCUCAGAAGAUUACAUUUCCUGUGGUUUAUGUUCAUGAUUGUGGGAACAGUGCUUAUCUGCCACCAGGAAACAGAAAACUUCACUGUGUUUUAAGAUAAAAUAAGGAAACAGUGGCUUUGAAAUCCAGAUGUUUGGUAUGAUUUCACUAAACUCCUGCUUGAGUGAGGUUCAGAAGUUGGGUACAUUCUUUGUCUGAAUAUGUCCUGUUUAGUUCUGAGCAAACCAUUUGUGAGUGAGACUUGGUUAUCAUUUCAGAACAAAGGAUAUGAAGAAAGAAUUAAACAGCUAUCACCGGUGAAAUUAUUUCAGGCUUCCUCCUUCAUUGAUAUAGAUGAGUUAUGCUCAUAGUAAGCCCCAGUUGACAGGAACACUGGAUUUCUGGUUCAGGGCUUAUAACAGUGCCAAAUUUAGAAUUAGAAUUGCUCUGAUAGGGAGGGGUAGGUUGGUGCCACAUCUUUUGAUUCUAGUGCCUUUCUUGUAGCGUCUACCUACAGCCUGUUUUGGGGACGUGAUGCUACUUGAAGUCUUACUCUGCCUUACCACUUGUAGACUGCAGCUCCUACUCCCUUUCCCUCUUCAGGUUUGUCAACCAUUCUCUCUUUGUGGGGGUAUAAUUCAUUUUUAGACAAUAUUACUUGUCUCAUCUCAAAGCCUUGACCUUUCUGUCUUGUGAUAAUGCCGAGCAUGAGGAGCUGGGCUGUAACUUUCCCUCUGAGGCUGGCAGUCUGCACCACACCUUCCUGCUCAAGAGCACUGUCUGUGCCCUGCAAAGUCACACUGGUCUUUUUCCUGACUCUGCAUUGCGUGCUUGUGUCUACUUUGCUACUUGUUCUUCUUCUUAUGACUGCUUUUAGUGUCAGACUUUCUUCUUGCCACUCUCCAGAACUCCUCCCCGUUCUAACUUAAGCUUUUCCAAUUGUUCUGUGUCUGAAUAUUAGCCCACGUAGUUUUGGGGCUAUGCAGUAGCUGUAGUUACACUGUAACAUUGUUUUUAUCUGUCCUCUGGCAAAAUUAAUGCAUCUUGUCAUCCUCUAUCUUGUUAAGGCUACGGGGCUUUAUUUCUACCUCUAUUUAAGAGAGGUUUAAGAGCAAAGAUAUUUUAAAACUAAAAGAUGUGUUAGCUCCAUGAGAACAGAUCAAGAGAAAGGACAUACCAGAUUAUUUGGAUAGAGAGGAAGGCGAGGAUGGAGAUGUCAGACACCACAGAACAGCUGUGUGGAACCUCCUGAAUUGGUACUCAAUUUCUGAUACCCCCCUGUGUCACUGAGCAUAAAGAAGUCUGUUUGCCGUGCUCUGGUGAGGUGUGUGAGGGCUGUAGAGUUCCCCAAAGUCUGCUGUACUGGACUACUGCAUCCUGCUGCUGCUGUUUGGCUUUAGAUUUUUGUGCUCUCACAAGCAGAAGUGACCUGCUAGUGUCUGGUAUCCUGGUUGUGGCUGGCAGCAUUCCUGGGCCUUGUCUUACUCCAGCCGUGUUCAGAACAGUGGACAGUUCAUGUGCUGUGUUUGACUGCUUUUCAUUAACUUGCAAGUCUUUCUCUCAUUUCCAGUUGCCAUCUUCUAAAUGGAUUCCAGUGAAUUUUCAGGAUCUGUGGACCCCCUGUCCUUGCCUGACAAACCGCUUAUUGGAGAUCUCCCUGCUGACAUGGAGUUUGGUGAAGAUCUCCUGGGCUCCCAAACAGCUUCCACCCAGGAAGCUUCAGUUCUUCAGCCCCCUGGCUGGGAUCAAUCCAAGCAGAUGACUGCAGAUGGGGACUUGGACCUUCUAGUGAAAGCAGACAGCCUGUCCGAACUAAAUAAAUCAAAUGACCAUGUUCUAGAUAAACCUAAUGUCUUGGAUAUGCUGGAGAAACCUGUCUUAGAUGACUUGGAUAAAACUGCUGACUUGAUGGAGCAGGAUAAACCUGAGGGUCUGGAUGAACUAUGUAAGGCACAUCCUUCCCAGGACGUGGAAGAUGGACCAUCAGACUCCUCUGCCCUUUCUAGAGAAGCCCUUGUUCCAGAAACAUGGAAAGAAGGGGAGGAUGCACCAAAAAAUUGUUCUGGGGACCUAAAGGAAGAUGGUGCUGCUGCUAUUCCUGCACUGCCUGGUGACAAGGCCCCUGAAUCACCUCGAAAACCCAUUCCUGACUCUGGGAACCUCAGCAGUGCCCCAGCCACGGAAGAAACCACAGCACAGUCCUCAAGUCCAGCAAUGCCCCCACCCCAGCUCAGUCUUAAACAGACAAAGAAGAUGAAGUUGAAAGCACCAAGGAAAAGCUCACCCCUGCAGAGGGAAGGGCUGGCAGGGGAAGCAGAGGUGGAACCGGUCCCAGACAGCAGAACUGCAGCUUUGCCCCCUGAGCCUAUGGAGGAAAACCGGGCAGAGGGAGGGGAUGAUAGUGGGAAAAACUCACUUAAAGAAAAUAGUGUACUCAAAGCACAGGAAGCCUCAGCACCAGCAGGAGAAAGCCUGUCUGGGAAGGGGAGCGAGCUGCCAGCUGAGAAGGAGCAGAAAAGAAGUGAACGACCCAGAAGAUCAGAAACUGCCAGGCCUGAAACUGUGAACUCCUCUGAGAGCAUUCCAGUGUCUGACGAAGACUCUGAUGCAAUGGUGGAUGAUCCCAACGAUGAGGAUUUCGUUCCUUUCCGCACGCGGCGCUCGACCCGCAUGUCCCUGCGCACCCAGAUGGCCCAGCGAGCCGCCCGCUCCACCUUCACCAAGAUGACCUGUGCCAACUGCAGGACCCCCCUGCAGAAGGGCCAAACCGCCUACCAGCGCAAAGGGCUUCCUCAGCUCUUCUGCUCCAGCUCCUGCCUCACCACCUUCUCAAAAAAACCACCUGGCAAGAAGAUAUGCACCUUCUGCAAAAAGGAGAUCUGGAACACCAAGGACUCUGUGGUUGCCCAGAUUGGUUCAGGUGGCUCUUUCCAUGAGUUCUGCACCUCUGUCUGCCUUUCCCUCUACGAGGCCCAGCAGCACAGACCAGCACCUCAGUCUGCAGAUGCCUCGGACACCAGCCGCUGCAGUGUUUGCCACAAACCUGGCGAGAUCCAGCACGAGGUCAGCAACGGGAGCGUGGUUCACCGCAUCUGCAGUGACGCCUGCUUCACCAAGUUCCGGGCCACCAAGGGGCUGAAGACAAACUGCUGUGACAACUGUGGACUUUAUAUCUACAACAAGGGCUUGCCCCUGGAGUACCUCUUCCACGAAGGCCAGCAAAAACGGUUUUGCAACUCUACGUGUCUCAACAGUUACAAGAAGAAGAACACUCGGGUCUACCCCUGCAUGUGGUGCAAGACGCUGUGCAAGAACUUUGACAUGCUGCCCAACGUGGAUCGCAGUGGCAAGAUGGGCCUGUUCUGCUCCAUUUGCUGCACUACCUCCCACAAAGUGAAGCAGUCAGGCUUAGUCGGUCCCCCUAGACCCUGCAGCUUCUGCAGAAAGAGCUUAUCUGAACCCUGCUAUUACAACAAGACAGACCGGGUUGUCUACCAGUUCUGCAGUCCCAGCUGCUGGACCAAAUUCCAGCGCACCAGCCCGGAAGGUGGGAUCCACCUCAACUGCCAUUACUGCCACAAUCUUUUCAGCGGGAAGCCAGAGAUCCUAGACUGGCAGGACAAGGUGUAUCAGUUCUGCUGCAAGGACUGCUGCGAGGACUUCAAGCGGCUGCGUGGGGUGGUGUCCCAGUGUGAGCACUGCAAGCAGGAGAAGCUGCUGCAUGAGAAGAUCCGUUUCUCUGGAGUGGAGAAGAACUUCUGCAGCGAAGGGUGUGUGCUUCUUUACAAACAGGAUUUCACCAAGAACCUGGGCCUGUGCUGCAUCACCUGCACCUACUGUUCUCAGACCUGCCAGCGGGCGGUCACCGAGCAGCUGGAGGGCAGCACCUGGGACUUCUGUAGUGAAGACUGCAAAAGCAAAUACUUGCUCUGGUACUUCAAGGCAGCUCGGUGCCAUGCCUGCAAGCGUCAGGGGAAGCUGCUGGAAACCAUCCACUGGCGGGGGCAAAUCAAACACUUCUGCAACCAGCAGUGUCUGCUGCGAUUUUACAAUCAACAGAACCAGCCCAACCUGGACACGCAGAAGGGGCCCGAGAGCCUGCUGAACAGUCAGACUUCAGAUCCAAAACCAGCUGUCCCUUCCCCACAGAAGACAGAGACUAACAUGCUGUCAGCAAAGGCCUCCUCAGCCCAGACAUCUUCAGCUGCGCCGCCUCCCGCCCCACCAGUGGUUCCAGCCACCCCUCGGAAAAACAAAGCUGCCAUGUGUAAACCACUGAUGCAGAACCGGGGCGUUUCCUGCAAGUUAGAAAUGAAGUCCAAAGGAUGUCAGACAGAGGCUGACUGGAAGCCCCAGGUGGUUGUAUUGCCAAUCCCCGUCCCGAUCUUCGUGCCUGUGCCUAUGCAUAUGUACUGCCAGAAAGUACCUGUGCCUUUCUCCAUGCCUGUCCCGGUGCCUGUGCCAAUGUUCCUGCCCACCACCCUGGAAAGCACAGAGAAGAUUGUGGAGACCAUUGAGGAACUGAAAGUGAAGAUCCCCUCCAAUCCCCUGGAAGCUGACAUCCUGGCCAUGGCUGAGAUGAUUGCAGAGGCUGAGGAACUAGACAAGGCCUCCUCGGACCUGUGUGACCUGGUGAGUAACCAGAGUGCAGAGGGUCUCCUGGAGGACUGUGAUCUGUUCGGACCAGCACGGGACGAUGUGUUGGCUAUGGCUGUCAAGAUGGCAAAUGUCCUCGAUGAGCCGGGCCAGGAUCUGGAGGCUGACUUCCCUAAGAACCCUCUAGACAUCAACCCCAGUGUGGACUUCCUCUUUGACUGUGGGCUGGUGGGACCAGAUGAUGUGUCCACAGAGCAAGAUCUGCCUCGAGCUGUCCGAAAGGGGCAGAAGCGCCUGGUGCUCUCUGAAAGCUGUUCCCGGGACUCAAUGAGCAGCCAGCCCAGCUGUACAGUCCUGAACUACUCGUAUGGAGUGAAUGCCUGGAAGUCCUGGGUGCAAGCCAAGUACGCAGGAGGAGAGACCAGCAAGGGAGAGGAGCUACGCUUUGGCCCCAAGCCCAUGAGGAUCAAGGAGGACAUCUUAGCCUGCUCAGCAGCUGAGCUCAACUAUGGCCUGGCCCAGUUUGUCAAGGAGAUAACACGGCCCAACGGGGAGCGCUAUGAACCCGACAGCAUCUAUUACCUCUGCCUUGGCAUCCAACAGUACCUGCUCGAGAACAAUCGUAUGGUGAAUAUAUUUACAGACCUUUACUACCUGACCUUCGUGCAGGAGCUGAACAAGUCCCUGAGUGGCUGGCAACCCACAGUCUUACCAAAUAACACUGUUUUCUCCCGUGUCGAGGAGGAGCACCUCUGGGAGUGCAAACAGCUGGGUGUUUACUCACCCUUUGUGCUGCUGAACACCCUCAUGUUCUUCAAUACUAAGUUCUUCGGGCUGCAGACAGCGGAGGAGCACAUGCAGCUCUCCUUCACCAACGUCGUGCGCCAGUCCCGCAAGUGCACCACUGCCCGUGGCGUGACAAAGGUGGUGAGCAUCCGCUACUAUGCUCCUGCCAAGCAGAAGAAAAGCCGAGAUGGUGGCUCUGGAAAACGGAAGCGUGAGGAGGAGGUACCGAUGUUGGAGCAGCGGGAGAACAGGAUGAACCCCCUCCGAUGCCCAGUCAAGUUCUAUGAGUUCUAUCUCUCCAAAUGCCCCGAGAGUCUGCGGAACCGCAACGAUGUGUUCUACCUGCAGCCCGAGCGGUCCUGCAUCGCCGAGUCCCCGCUGUGGUACUCGGUGAUCCCCAUGGACCGCAGCAUGAUGGAGAGCAUGCUGAACCGCAUCCUGGCCGUCAGGGAGAUCUACGAGGAGCACAGUCGGCUCAGCAGCCUGGAGGAUGACAUGGACUAAGAGCGAGGUGCUGCUGGGCUGGCUGCGCUCCAGCCCUGGACACCCCAUCUUCCUGCCUCCCGCUGCAGGGCAGGGGCCGUGCAGCACGGGAGGGGAUGGUGCUGCAGCAGUGCUGUCCCUUCAUCAUUACCAGACUUGGACAUCCCAUCCUGCUUGUUACAGGCCUCCCUUACAUACGUGGCCCUCAUGCUCAGCUCUACCUCCUCCUUUUGGCUGCUGGGUGAACCAUCUUUCCCAGGGCCAGUUCCCAUGGCACAGGGGUGGCAGAGUCCCUGGGGCACCUGCCCUCACCUUUGUCCGCCCUACCCCCAACCCUGCCACUCCCCCCCUCUUCCCCUGCCCCAGGGCAGGAAUCUCACAAGGCAGCAGUGCACCAUCAGACCAGUGGCCCCAAAGCUUUUAUUUCCCUCUUCAUCAUU